Molecule: messenger RNA, 795 nt
Organism: Aspergillus nidulans FGSC A4
Lineage: Eukaryota; Fungi; Ascomycota; Eurotiomycetes; Eurotiales; Aspergillaceae
Exons: 2
Coding region: 1-795 (264 amino acids)
Source: RefSeq, a predicted model, not a curated record
AUGUUCGCUCUACGAGAUGCAGUUUACCUGAUUGAACUGGCAUUCUACGGGCCCAUCAUCCCUGCUAUCCUCUUCAUCAUUCUAUUCCAUGGCAAUAAACACCCUUACACAUGGCGGCCCAUCGUGAUCCCCCUCAUAAUUCUUUCCGGCUUGCGAAUCGCCGCAGCAGGACUCGGCCUAGCAGCGAUGAACCCCGCGAAAUCCAAUCUCCUAUCGACAGCCACCCUCCUAGACACAAUCGGCCUCGCACCUGUCCUGUGUCUUUUGAUAGGACUCUUGAUUCGAGCCAACGCCCCGGUAACCAAGGGUCUCCCUCUCUGGAUGUUCAUCCCGCUGCAUAUGAUCACUGUAGCUGCCACAGUGAUGACCGCAUACGGCGGCCGAGACCUCUACACAAGCCGGGAUGAUCAAGCGCAAGACCUCCGCUUGAUGCGCGCUGGCAUCGCCCUUUUCAUCGCCGUUUUUAUUGGGACCGUCCUUCUUUCCAUAACCAGUAUGCUCAAAGUCCAGAUGAAGGGCUACCGCACUGAGCGUGCGGCUGUUGUUUGUGCUUUGCUGUGUGUGCCCUUUAUGGCUGUCCGGUUGGCCUUCUCGGCUGGAUCGUUGAUUUCGGGGGAGAGGUCUGUCUUGAACCCGAUGUCGGAGGAUGAGACAAGUAUUUGGCUUCAUUUCUUCAUGGUCAUUGUUAUGGAGUAUAUAGUCACUCUCUCUGCCACGGCGAUUUCCUUGACCGCGAGGAAGGUGGUGGGUCAGACGGCGGAAGGGGCUGAUUCCCUCAAAGAUGAGGAGACUUGA